Cricetulus griseus (Chinese hamster) is the source of this 1089-nucleotide messenger RNA. Lineage: Eukaryota; Metazoa; Chordata; Mammalia; Rodentia; Cricetidae. The record is from RefSeq and is a predicted model, not a curated record.
AUGGCCACCGCCAGGCCUCCCGGGCGCGGCAGCGGAGCCCUGCCCCUGUGGCUGCUCGGUGCUGCGUUGCUGCUGGGGCUGAGGCUCUGCAUGGAGUUGCACCGCCCGGGCUCCGGAUCCCCGGGACGCCACGAUCCCCCGGGACCACCCCGGCCACACCUGCUGUCCCCGCCCGAUCCUCCACGCGGUGCCAGAAGGAGGCAGGUGACCUACGUGCGCAGCGGGCGCCGAGCACUGCCCCGGGGUGGUGGGACCACAACACUGGAGCCAAGCUGUUGCACCCCAGGCGGGCUUCCCAGCAGGAAGGGUCCCCGGUGGCAUAUAGAGCUCCAGCCUUGGGCAGGCCCUGCUCAGUCCCUGGAUGAAGAGGCCUUAAGGUUCCUGAGCUACAUUAGCACCACUCAGAUUGCAUGCGAUCACAUGGGUACAGACAGCUUGGCUACUGACUCCAGCCCUGCAACGAAGCCUUGGCUGGUGUGUCUUGAUGACAGGUUUGGCUUAGCUCAUCAAAUCCGCAGCAAGCAGUGCCGCCUCUACUCCUUAGGCCUGGGAAGUGAUGACACACACUUUGAGGUGAGCAUGGCCAAUGAUGGAUGUGAAGUGCAUCGUUUUGAUCCUAGUGUCAAAUCAGCCCAUGUUCUAGAGAGCCAGCACCUUUGGCAUCACCGCUUGUCCAUUGAUUGGAGGGAUCCACAUCCAGCUGUGGCUGCUCAAAAGUCACAUAGCAACACCAGAAAACUGGGAAGCAUUUUGAAUGAAUUUGGGCAUCACAAGAUUGAUAUUCUCAAGGCAGAUCUGGAAAGUGCAGAAUGGAAAGUUCUAGAAAAUCUCAUUCUAGAAGAUGUCCUUGAACAGAUUGGGCAGCUCGUCUUUGAGAUUCAUCUCCACUGGCCUGGCUUUGAGGUCAGUGGCAGCGAGAGCAGCGUGGUGCGGUUUUGGUACAGCCUCCUGAAGGAGUUGGAGCAGAAAGACUUCAGGCUCUUCCACACCUAUAAAGACUUAUCCAAACCGCAGCUUUUCCUGAAGAAAGACAUUUUCAAUGCUAGCAGCUGCUAUACCCUGAGUUGGGUGAAUACAAGAUGGAAGUAG